This is a messenger RNA of Perkinsus marinus ATCC 50983, 534 nucleotides long. RefSeq lists its product as hypothetical. The coding region runs from base 1 to 534 and encodes 177 amino acids. The transcript is spliced from 6 exons. The record is from RefSeq and is a predicted model, not a curated record. Lineage: Eukaryota; Perkinsozoa; Perkinsida; Perkinsidae.
AUGUUCAAUCCUACAACGUUGGAUGUCCGAUGCAAGAGGACCUUGGAAAUGCUAUUGCGUCCCAAAUACUUCCGCAUAAUCCAACCAUGGCUAGCCAUCUCUAUGGAUGUAGAUAAGGAGAUUCUGGCGCAUGUUGGCGACAUACUGCAACGUCCUCCGCCCAAGCUGGGCUCUCGGUCCCUGCCUAAUGGGUACAACCUACGGCGUGCCCUGGCUACUGCAGUUCAGGGAUCAUUGGACAUUGAGCAAUUGAGGGACGGCACACCGUUCGGGCCACGGUGUAAAUGUAUUUCCUCGAGAACAGUUACUCGGGGUAUUUACAAAAGUGGUGAUGAUGUCCAUAGAGCGUUUGCUAUGGAGAAUAGACCUCUCCGGUCUCUGCCUUUCUCCCAGAUAUUUACUCCCAGGGUUUUAAAGCGAAUCGAAGAAUGUCGUUUCAAGAGUCUACACGUUGGCCGAGUAGAUCAGCGUUGGAGCGGGUUCUUCGAGGUCUGUGGAUAUUCAAUGCGAACAUGCCCAGCUAUGCAGCAUUGA